GAAAAGGAGUGAUCUUGCACAGGUCGGUGCAGUGGAUGGACGGCGGCCUUCCCGCCCAGUGGCUGUGUGAGUGACGGGGCCCCGGGGCUGGUUGCCUGGCAGCAGCGUCGGCGGGCUGCAUGCAGAGAGGGCGAGGGAGGCGACUGGGCGAGCACCAUGUUGGUGGAGCUGAGCCGCUGCUCGCUGGCGCUGGUGCUGGGCGCCGGGGCCUCGAAGACGGUGCCCGACCCACACCCAGACCCGGAGCCGAAGCCGAAGCCGAAGCCGGAGCCGGAGAAGUCCCGGGACGGGCGGCAGCUUCUGGCCGAGCUGAAGGCGGAGAACGGGCGCAGCGUGUGGAACGGGCGCCUGGUGCAAGCCGUGUCGCAGCUUCGGCUGCUCGGCUGCCUGGGCGGUGGAGGAGGCGGCGGCGGCGGCGAGGUGCUGCUGCUGGGCGGCCGAGCCUCGCACCUGGAGGUGCUGAGGGAAGCCUGGAUCCGGAGAGCGCUCAGACCUCCACCCGGACUCCGCAUCAGAGCAGUAGGUGACGUGUCUCCAAUAGCAAUGAUGCCGAUUGCCCAGUCUCCGUUUGUUCCACUGACUGAAGUUCUUUGCUGUGUCAUCUCUGAGAUGAACGACAGUCACAUUACAGUCACCCAGGAAGCCCUGAUGGAUUAUUUGGUCAAAUGCUAUCCAGGGAUAGCAUCACCUUCUCAAGAGAUCCUGCAUAAUGCCCUGAGCACUCUGAUCCGGGGCAGGAAGGUUUACCACACCGAAGAAGGCUAUUUCAUCGUCACCUCGCACACCUACUUCAUUACUGGAAACGCAGGGAAGCAGGGCCGCUCAUGGGUGUUGGGUGAAGAGCGGGAUGCGUCGCUGCCUCCUGUUACCUAUCUGGUGAGCGUGGAGAGCGGUGAGGACACGCCGAGAGAUAAGGGCAGCCCUGGGAUGGCGCACUGCAAAUCCUGCUGCUGCUUCGACCAGCAGGAGCCAGGCCUCCAAGGCAAGGGCGGCUCCAAAGAGCCCAGGCCCUCGGUUCAGCACCGGGCCACCUCUACAGCGACGGGCCAACAGGAUACUGAGCCUGGCAGGGCCAAGGAGAAGGAGAACCAUGUCCGCAAGUUCCGGCUGGGCCUGUUCCGGCGCGGUGCCAAGAAGGAGGGCCCCAAGCGGCAGUACGGGACCUUCUCGGCCCAGUUCCCUCCGGAGGAGUGGCCCUUCCUCAACGAGUCAGGCCCAGGGGACAUUCCUCGGGAGGUGGAGCUGCAGAUCAUCCGGCGGGUCAAUCCCGGCCUGACGGUGGACAACCUGGUCAGGCACACCCUGCUGAUGAAGAAGCUGGCCCUGGAGAACGGCGGAGGAGCCCAGGAGCUGCCAAUCGGCAAGCCGAGGCACCGGCCCAGAGGCAGCCCGCAGAAGGGGCCACCCAGGGCCCGGCGCCAGCACAGGACGCGGGCGGCCAGGGAGAAACCGAGGCGCGGGGGCUCGCUGCAGGCCCACUCCCUGGAGGCAGGGGCCAGGCCUGAGGGAGGCCCCAGGGAGGGCAAGGGCAGAAGGGGCGAGGGAGAGCAGCCCGAGGCCCGAAUGGCCCAAUACCUGGGCAAUGGCACUCCGCCCACCCAAGUCCACAAGAGGAGGAUCGCCAACCCUUUCUCCAAGCUGCCUGCCGGGGAGCUGCCUUCGGGCAGACGCCGCGGCUCUCAGACCACCAGGCCGGAGAAGGCCAGGGCCGAGCGGCGUGGCCGGGCAGCUCGGUGCCCUGAGUCCCCGGUGGCCGCACAAGGUCCCCACUUGGCGGGGGAGGGUGUGGAGGAGACCAUCAUCAGACUCGGCGGCCACCAUCUUCCAUCGGCCGAAGACAACCAGGCGCCAGGCCGCCCGGAGAGCGGCGCUGGGGGGACGGGACGCGGGCAGGCCGGCCUCCUUACCCCUGGUCGCCCGGGGGACCUCCGCCGCCAUUCGGCCCACCAUGCGGGGUCAGCCCACCCGGAGAGCGAGCAUAAGAAGGAGGCGAGUGGGCCGCAAGAUGACCGCUUACUAAGAUGGCGGCACGGGGAACAGGACCCGACCGUCGACCUGCCUCCUCCGGGGAGCCUGGAGAGGCUCCUGACCCAUCCCGGCCGCUCCAGCACGCCGUCGGUGUGCCGAGGGCAAGGCGGCGAAGGGGACGAGGAGGAGGAGGAGGAGGGGGAGAGGAGCGAAGGCGACGAGACUCUGUACCAGAGAGAGCUGGAGGAAGACGACGCCUGCAGCUCCCUUUACCUCGACGACGCCGACAUGGCGUUGCCCUCGGCCCCAGGCCUGGCGGCUCACACCGACUGGCAGCGCACCGGCUUCGAGGGGGGGUUGGAGACGGGGUCGUGCAGCGAGAACUGGGCCCUGGGCAGCGUCCUCAUAAUGGAGGAGCAAGGGGCGGACAGCGAGAGUCUGGCCCCGUCCGAGGCGUGGUCGGACAACGAGCCCCAGCGGGUGGCGGCGGCGGCAGCAGCAGCAGCAGCAUCGCCGCGGCCGGGCUACCCCUACCCCCACCCCGAGGGAGAGGAGCGGCCGGCCGGCUGCAGAGAAGCGACAGACAAGGCCUUCACUUGCCGCCACAUCGCAGGCGCCGCCGCCGCCACGGACUCCGAAGAGCAGCCGAAAGACGACGGGUACAGAGGGCCGGCGGCCGGCCGCAAGCUCCGGGCGGUUCACCGGGGGACGAAGGCUCAGCUGGGCACUGAGCUGCCAUUUGGUCGCCACUCGCACGACGGCGGCUUGUCACAGACCAGUCAGGAGGAGCACAGUCAGCUGGAGAACCACAGCAUCACCGGCGACAGUGGCAUCGAUUCACCUCGGACCAGGGCAAGUCUGGCAUCAAACAACUCCAUUGUCUUGGGCAGCCUGAAGAGGCAGAGCCUGAUGCAGAGCUACGGGCCGCUGAGCAGCGGUGGACGAAGUGGUGUCUUGUCUCCGCACCCCUUGCUCCAACUCACGCCGGUGAUGAACGUGUGAUCCACAGACCCGCUUCCCCAGUCAACGCGCAUAAAGUACAAGAUAAACCUCGGGCCCCGACCUGUGCCUUAAGCUCUGCUUGCUGGGGAAUCCCUUCAGCUUUACACAACUUCUAGAAUUCAACACGAGUGGCCUUAAAAACAUUUCCGUUUGAGUAACGGCAGACAAAAACUACUGUGUAUUUUUACAAGUUAUAAGAUGAAAUGUUUGCACAAAGGUACUUCUAAAGUAGUUCAGAAUAAAUACUUUCCUUCAAACAAAAAAUAA
Molecule: messenger RNA, 3237 nt
Organism: Amblyraja radiata (thorny skate)
Lineage: Eukaryota; Metazoa; Chordata; Chondrichthyes; Rajiformes; Rajidae
Gene: stox1
Product: storkhead box 1
Exons: 4
Coding region: 157-2970 (937 amino acids)
Biological process (GO): regulation of transcription by RNA polymerase II
Cellular component (GO): nucleus; cytoplasm
Molecular function (GO): RNA polymerase II transcription regulatory region sequence-specific DNA binding
Source: RefSeq, a predicted model, not a curated record